AUGUCAAAAUCUAACACAGAGUUAAAAUCUAACACAGAUAUAAAAUCUGACACAGAUUCAAAAUCUAACACAGAUACUACAUAUAUUAUUGUUGCACCGAAUGAUGGAAGUAAAAAACAACUUUUUGUGAGUUCUUCGAGUGUUAAAAAGCACGACUCAAUAAUUAAUGGAAUGUCUAUCUUUGUAAUUACUAUUCUUGUAUUUGAAACAUUCAUCUUUUGUACUAUCGCUUGUAUUUUAUUUAUUCGUGAAGCAGGUGUAAAGGAAUAUAAAAUAGUAAAUAAUAUGAACCUUCAGGAAAUUGUUAUCGCUACACCAGUGACUAUGAACAAUGAAAAUAAAAAUCUCAAUGAGCAAUUGACAUCAAAUUAUUCUACUGCAAAUGUUUUCUUUUCUAUAAUUAAUUCUCCUUCACAAAUUGUAUCUAAGCUUGGAGCUAAUAAUGGUGAUGGGAGAUGUAGUGGG
Messenger RNA from Dentiscutata erythropus, 465 nucleotides. The record is from the annotation of a GenBank genome assembly. Lineage: Eukaryota; Fungi; Glomeromycota; Glomeromycetes; Diversisporales; Gigasporaceae.